Messenger RNA from Miscanthus lutarioriparius, 468 nucleotides. Lineage: Eukaryota; Viridiplantae; Streptophyta; Magnoliopsida; Poales; Poaceae. The record is from the annotation of a GenBank genome assembly.
AUGGAAAACAUCAUCCACAUGGACGAGAAGUGGUUCAACACCACAUCAAAGUACAAGAAGUAUUAUAUGCUUCCAGGAGAGAACGACCCACAUAGGACCGUGCAAAAUAAGAAUCAUAUUGGCAAAGUUAUGUUCUUGUCAGCAGUAGGAAAACCUAUGUAUGAUGAUGAAGGUAACAUCUUUGAUGGGAAGAUAGGAGUGUGGCCAUUUGUUAGAAAGGAACAAGCCAAAAGAAGAAGGGGGAGAGGGACUCAAGUAACCAAGCCUAUUAAGUCCUUAACCUAUGAAAGGAUCUCUAGGAACUUGGAUGAGCUGAUUCAAAAUGUCCAAAAUGAGUUUGAUAACUAUGAUCCGGAUACUUUGAACAGGGUAUUCCUAACACUACAAGGGUGUUUGGUUGAGGUGAUGAAAGAUGGAGGAAACAAAUACAAAAUUCCUCACAUCGACAAAGACAGGCUGCAGGCGUGA